This is a messenger RNA of Salvelinus namaycush (lake trout), 1135 nucleotides long. RefSeq names its product PAT1 homolog 2 (gene patl2). Bases 16 to 1062 code for a protein of 348 amino acids. Lineage: Eukaryota; Metazoa; Chordata; Actinopteri; Salmoniformes; Salmonidae. The transcript is spliced from 9 exons. Gene Ontology annotation, cellular component: P-body. Gene Ontology annotation, molecular function: RNA binding. Gene Ontology annotation, biological process: P-body assembly; deadenylation-dependent decapping of nuclear-transcribed mRNA. The record is from RefSeq and is a predicted model, not a curated record.
CCCUACUGUAACCUCAUGUCGGCUAAAGAGAAAGAGUGGAUCAUUAGACUACAGAUGAUUCAGCUCCAGAGCGAGAAUCCCCACCUGGACGACUACUACUACCAGGAGUACUAUCGGCGAAUGGAGGCCAAGCUGGCAGAGGAGGAGUUGGGCAUGCGAGGCAAGAGGGAGCCGCCCAAACUCACCACCCCCUACGUCACCAAGAUGGACUCUUACACCCCAGUGGUGCACAUCGAGGGUUCCCUAGGCCAGGUCGCCGUGUCGACGUGUUUCUCUCCUCGACGAGCGAUCAAUGCAGUUGCAGCCCACUGUCCACACGAGGAACUAAAAGACAUCAGGCAACAGCGAUUAGACGUCCUAAAGAAAAUAGAAAAGUUGUUCAUGGUGCUGCUGGAGGUAGAAGAGCAGCAGAGGAUGAAGGCACAGGUGCUGGGGGAGGGUGAGGAGAAAGGGCUGAUGGAGAAAACUGAGAUAAAAGUGGAGUACAUCUAUUCCCAGCUACAGCAUCCCGACCUAGAGGCAGGGGAAGAAUUUCUGCCAUGUCUCCUGGUGUCCAAAGGAAAGCAGCUACUGGCUCGACUCCUCCCCUUCCUGUCCCAUGACGCUGCGUUGAAAGUCUUAAGCAUGGUGACUUCUCACCUGCCUGUACUCAUGAGCAGAGAUGCAGAUGAGUCUCUUCCGGUUUUGUACCCAUCUCUUCGAAUUGUGAUCGGAGGCAUGACCUUCAGUCAGCUUAUUGGGGUCCUUAAAGACUUUACGGCAUCACUUCCCGACUCCAGCGGUGGCAGCAUGUGCCUCUCUCUUGUCUGCCAAAGCAAGUUUGGGCUCUCCUUACUCUACGCCCUGCUGUCCCAAGGAGAGAGGCUACUGUCCUCUGACGUUCCUCUGGAGCCCAGCAUUGGUGACUUUGAAACCUGGACAGACACAGUCUUCCUGGUGGCAUCGCAGCUAUCCCAGACUGCUCUGGUGGAGCCCCUUCUCCUACCCUCAAACCUUCUCACACUCUUCUGCCGCUACCUGGACAAGCGUACCAUCCACCAGCUGAAGAGCAAUAUGGAGUGAGUGUCAGAAUUGACAGCACAUACUUUAUUUUAAAGAGAUGUUCUAUGCAUGCAUUGCAAAAAAAAAAGUUCAU